AUGUCUACAAAACCUUCAAUUCCUGUGAACAAUUGUCACUUUGAAACAUGGCGACUUUUUGAUCCAUAUUAUCUUUGUUGCUUUUGUAUUCCUGUAACUAUUCACUAUUUUCUGUUAAUAAUUGUAAUCAAAAAUGCAAAAAAGGCAAAUGGUUUCUUUUUGAUAUUUUAUUAUAUGGGAACUUCCGAUUGUAUUUAUUGUCUCACAAUUAUCUCUUCUGAAUUCACUCAUAAUACUCAACUUCUGCCAAUAUUCAUUUUCACUUGCCUUGUAGUUUUGUCUUAUUACGGAGUAUUUUUCAACCACUUAGGAAAUAUUCUUCUAUCUGUAAACAGACUUUCUGCAACAUGUGUUUGGUACAAUACGUACUUUGACAAUUCAUCGAUAAGAGCGUAUUUUAUCUUCAUAACAAUGUUUUCAUUCAUUUGUACACUGCCUGGAGGUCUUGUGAUGUUGAUAUAUUAUUUUAUGGAUUGGGGAACACAGGCUCAAUAUUCAAAAACUGGUCAGUUACUAAAAAAUUAUAUUCUGGAGGAUGAUUAUAAAAUUCAAAUUUUUAUUGAAAUUUCGGAGUGUGUGAAAAUAUUUCAUCUGGCACUCUAUAGCUUCUAA
This is a messenger RNA of Caenorhabditis elegans, 612 nucleotides long. RefSeq lists its product as uncharacterized. The transcript is spliced from 2 exons. The record is from RefSeq and is marked reviewed. The coding region runs from base 1 to 612 and encodes 203 amino acids. Lineage: Eukaryota; Metazoa; Nematoda; Chromadorea; Rhabditida; Rhabditidae.